Molecule: messenger RNA, 1999 nt
Organism: Paramecium primaurelia
Lineage: Eukaryota; Ciliophora; Oligohymenophorea; Peniculida; Parameciidae
Source: the annotation of a GenBank genome assembly
AUAAGAAGAGUGAUUGUAUAAUUUUAAAGAGCUUACAAAAGAAAUAAUAAAAUAGUAUGUAUGGCAAUUACAAAAAUGAUUGCCCAUCUAAUAAAUUAAAAAGUUUUAAGUGACUUAGUUGGAUUAGAAUUAUUAUAUAUACUUUUAGAGAGUCCCACUGAAGAUUCUGUAGAAUUAGCAUGUGAUUUUACAAUAGAAUGUGGAUAAGUUAUGAGUGAUAUUGCUCCAUAAAAUGUUUCCACAAUAUUUGAAAGAUUUAAGGGAAUAUUGCAUGAAGGAACUAUAAGUAGAAAAGUUUAAUACAGAAUUGAGUAAUUAUUUGCAACUCGAAAAACUAAAUUUGUUGAUCAUCCAGGAGUUAUUCCUGACUUAGAUUUAGUUGAAGAAGAUGAUUAGAUUACACAUCAAAUAGAUAUAGUUGAUGAAUUAGAUGCAGAGGAUAAUCUAAAUUUGUUUUAGUAUGAUCCAUUUUUUGAAAAAACAGAGAAUGAAUGGGAAGAAAUCAAAAAAGAAAUAUUAGGUGAAGAAAACAUUAUUAUGUUAAAAACUAAAUAAUAAGUUGAUUUUAUGCCUGAGAUAGAAGAGGAAUAAGAAUAAGCUAAAGAUUUUACAGAAAGAGAUCUUUUAAGUUUAAAGAGAGUUAUAUAUUUAACAAUCUAAAGUAGUGUAGAUUAUGAAGAAUGUUUGCAUAAAAUAAUUAAAAUGUAAACAGGGAUUGGUCAUGAAGAUGAAGUUUGUAAUAUGAUUAUUGAUUGUUGUAUGCAAGAAAGAACAUAUUUAAGGUUUUUUGGACUUUUGGGAUAGAGAUUAUGUGAAAUUGCUGAAAUCUUCAGAGAUAAUUUUAUGAAAUGUUUUGUAGAGAAGUAUGCUACCAUGCAUCGUUAUGAAACUGCAAAAAUUAGAAACAUUUCUAAAUUCUUUGCUCAUCUCUUUUUUACAAAUGCUAUUGAUUGGAGAAUCUUAAAAUGUAUAUCAUUGACAUAAGAAAGUACUACCUCAUCAGGUAGAAUUAUGAUUAAAUGCUUAUUCUUGGAAUUAGCUGAAAAUAUGAGUUUGCCUGUAUUAAAAUCAAAAUUGAUGGAUCCAGAACUCAAAGAUUAUCUUGCAGGUCUAUUCCCAGUUGAUCAUCCAAAAAAUACAAGAUUUUCUAUUAACUUUUUCACUAGUAUUGGAUAAGGUUUAUUAACAGAAGAGUUGAGAUAGAUAUAUGAAUAGUAAAACAAAAUAGAAUUUUAGCAUGCUCAAGAAGUAAUUGAAAUAUUUUAAUUUAUAGGCUUUAAAAUAAUUUGGAACUUCUGCUGAAGAAGAUAGUGAGAGUGAUGAAAGUGAUAGUAGUGAGGAUUCAUCAUCAGAUGAUAGCAGUGACAGUGAUUCAUCAAAGAAUAAAUAAAAAAAGACUCAACAAGAUAAAAAAAAAAAGGAAGAUGAAGAUAAUAAGGCUCCAAUUAAUAGUGCUAAAGAAAAAACAAAAGAUAAGGAAAGAGGAAAAUUAAAAGAAAAGGAGAAGUAGAGAGAAAAGGAAAAAGAAAGAGAAAAGGAGAAAGAAAGAGAAAGAGAAAAAGAAAAAGAGAAGGAAAGAGAAAAAGAAAAAGAAAAAGAAAAGGAAAGAGAAAGGGAGAAAGAAAGAGAAAGAGAGAAAGAAAGAGAAAGAGAGAAGGAAAGAGAAAGAGAAAGAGAGAAGGAAAGAGAAAGAGAAAGAGAAAAAUAAAAGGAAAGAGAAAGAGAAAGAGAAAAGUAAAAAGAAAAAGAAAAAGAAAGAAAACGAGAAAAGGAGAGAGAAAGAGAAAGAGAAAGGGAGAAGGAAAAAAAAUAAAAAGAAAAAGAAAAAAAGGAUCAGAAAAAAAAAAAUAAAAGUCCAAGUCCUAGUCCUAGUCAAAGUGAAAGUUUAAGUGAUAGUAGAAGUAGAAGCAGAAGCAGAAGUAGAAGUGCAAGUGCUAGCAGUAGCUAAAGUAGUAGCAGUAGCAGCGAAAGUAAACCUUAGCAUAAAAAACAUAAAUGA